Engraulis encrasicolus (European anchovy) is the source of this 1650-nucleotide messenger RNA. RefSeq names its product transcription elongation regulator 1-like protein. Gene Ontology annotation, molecular function: RNA polymerase binding; transcription coregulator activity. The record is from RefSeq and is a predicted model, not a curated record. Lineage: Eukaryota; Metazoa; Chordata; Actinopteri; Clupeiformes; Engraulidae. Gene Ontology annotation, cellular component: nucleus. The transcript has 14 exons. Bases 1 to 1593 code for a protein of 530 amino acids.
AUGACUCAAUGCCAUGAAUCAUCUGUUUCCCCUCCAUCAGAUAACUGCUGUAAAGUGGUGCUUGAAUUUGAUCUUCCAUCAAGGCCACAUGUUUUGGGAUUCCAGCCGUCUGCGAGUGUGGAGCUUGUGCCUGUGUUUCCCCGCGUGUACCGCACCGUCCUCCACCCGCACCUCAGGAAGGGCUGGGUCGAGAAGAGGAGGCUCCCAGAAUAUAAGGUCUACCUGAACAAUACUCUGGCUCUGGAGACCACCUGGUUCGCUCCUGAAGAAAUAGGAAUUUUCCAGCAGCAAGAGAAGCCUGUGCUGGUGACAAAUCAAAUGGCAAUGAGGAUAUCUAGGCCAAACACUGCCUCCAGGAACCUCCACACGCUGCUGGUGUCACCGCGACGCAUAUCAGGCUGUCCGGUGGGCAUUAAGCGCGUGCGGAGCAGCAACAAGAGGAUGGCCCUGGCAGCGGCCGCCAUGAUGGCCAUGGAGUCAGACGUGACCCAGGGCCCCUCUGCCUCCUCCGCCCACCCCCUCCACCUCCUCUCCCUCACGCCCAUCAAGAUCCCCCUCCUGACAGCUCACAGGCCAGGAGUGCGCUCCACCUGGGAGGGGUUUCUGGGCCCGGUGGUGCCUGCUCAUCUCAGCAGGGUGUCGUCCCUGUCGCCCCCCGGCGUUGCCCUCAUGGCUGGAGACUGGAAGGAGCGAGGCCCAGCCGGCGGAGUGCGUUCCACCUGGGAGGGGUUUCUAGGCCCGGUGGUGCCUGCUCAUCUCAGCAGGGUGUCGUCCCUGUCGGCCCCCGGCGUUGCCCUCAUGGCUGGAGACUGGAAGGAGCGAGGCCCAGCUGGCGGUAGGAAGCUGAGGCUGGAUCUGGGGAAGCGUCCGUGUAGAAGAGCGCUGGUGCUGCAUGCAGACCAGAAGAUGGAAGACAAAACAGUGGAGCAGCCCUUCAAGCUGGGCCUAGAGGAGCAGCGUGCCCCUAACGUCCAGCGGCCUGUGGCCUCCACACCUGUUCCUGGAUCCCCCUGGUGUGUCGUGUGGACGGGUGAUGACAGGGUGUUCUUCUUCAAUCCCACGAUGCAACUGUCUGUCUGGGAGCGGCCCAUGGAUCUAAAGGAUCGUGGAGACCUGGAGAGGAUAAUGGAGGAUCCGCCGCACAAACGCAAGAAAGACUCAUCAAAAGAUGGCUUGACUUCUCCAUCUGCUGAUGACAAUGAUGAGGACGAUGAGCACAACUCCAAAACCAAAAGGAACAAGGUAGAGGAACCUGGGGACAGUGGAUUAAAUGGCAUUGGAAAGGAGUUGGGGACCCUCAGUGGAACAUCAUCGAGUCACAUGAUCCUCCCCUUGGAGCUCCGCAAAGCACACUUCAGAGACAUGCUGCUCGAGAGAGGGGUUUCAGCGUUCUCAACGUGGGAGAAGGAGCUUCACAAAAUCGUGUUUGAUCCAAGAUAUCUUCUACUGAGCUCAGAGGAGCGCAAACAGAUUUUCGAUCAGUUUGCCAAAGAACGAAUGAAGGAGGAAUACAAAGAGAGGAAGGGUCGAUUGCAGCAGGCUAAAGAAGAGUAUCGCAAGCUGCUUGAAGAGUCAAAGAUUACCUCAAGGUAAGGGAAUGGAUCCUCUGACAAAUUAUGAGGCGAGCGGCACAACGUGGCUCUCUCAACU